ACGUAAAGGCAACGUGUCAGUGCGUCUGUGGCAGCGCUCUCAUGUUGACUUGCGUUUCUCUCGGCGCUUGUUCCUCCAUUUCCAGCAGAUUCCGCCUCUCGGAGUUUGAUCCGGCUCUCGGAGUUUGAUCCGGUUCUCGGACUUGAUGCUGAGUAACAGCCGGGAGACUCUCUGCGGCAACUGAGCUGCGGGCGGCGCGGCGUCCUGCGCCAUGAAUUUAGGCUCCAGGAACAAGAAGCGCACGGUGCUGCCCAGCCGGCCCGCCCCCCCCACCGUGGAGCAGAUCCUGGAGGACCUGAGCCGAGCGGAGGCCACCGACCCCGUCUUCAGCAUCCUGGACCACGGCGGCCCAGACUCUGCGGCCGCCGCCGACAGCGACGUGGAGCUGAAGUUCCAGCAGAGCCGCCGCCUCCUGCAGCUGAACCAGCGGCUGCAGGAGGCGCGAGGCCGGCUCGCCCAGCAGAGCGAGGAGCUGCGGGAGGCGGGGGAGCGGCUGGAGCGGGACGUGGCCGAGGUCAAAGGUCGGGCGCUGUGACCUCACGGUGCUUGGACUCUCCUCCGACCGGGCAGACGAGACGGGAGGAGGGGCGGGACCGUCUGAUGCUGCGUAACAGGAAGGUCACGGGUUGGAUUCCUGCCCAAGUGUCCUUUAGCCAGAUGCUGAACUCUGCCUGCUCCUGUGGCAGCGCUGGCUGACCUCUGACCCCUGACCUCUAAUCAAACGGCUGCAUGUAGGCGACACAUGAUGCUGACCAGGCUGCACAGAGACUUUGUUGAAAACAGGAAAACCGUCUCCUGUCUGUGUUUCCGUCAGUGGUUUGGACGGUGAACAGGAAACAGUCUGAUAAUUAGGGCUGAUCAAUAUUUGGUUAUCAAGUCAUUAUCUCUAUAUGAACAUGUGUGAUAUUAAAAUCUCAAAGGCAACAACAUGGAUGAUUCUAGACUCAGGGUUAGUUUAGCCUAGAAUCAGCUGUUUCCUGCAUCCAGUUGGUGUUAUUGUUAAAAAACGCUGAGUCAGUGUGAACCCACAGGCGUGUCAGACGUCACAUCGCCGUCGACGUGUUUGGCAUAAAUAUCAGGUUUUUGUUCUUGUCAUGCAGCCCUGUGAUGACGGAGGUGCCACUGAAAAUAAGACAAAUUAUUAUUUAAGAGAAUGAGUGUUUUGCGAAUGUUUUGUUUCAUAUCCCUCCAAUUUAUGAGUUUAAUGAAUUCUUCAUGUGCGUCGUUAUCCACUUUUUGUCUGUAUUUUAGCACUUAGAGCUGGCAGGUCAGGCCACAUCCUAUUUUUUUUAUUAUUAUUAUUUGUUUAAAACACAACUUUCCUCUCCUCUGUGCUUGUAAACCACGCAGCCUCGUUCCGUCAGGCCACUUCCUGUUCCUGUCAGGUUUGGACGCUGCUGAGACGUUUGGAAGCUGAUUGGCUCUGGCAUUCGUAGCUAAACUUGCUGCUUCUCUGCACACACUCACAUCCACAUGACGUGUGUGUGUGUGUGUGUGUGUGUGUUCUAAGGGUUUGUUGGAAACACUCCUGAGUGGGCAGUUAAAAACAGAUGAAUAAAGUUGUGUUUAAAAACGCCGGGAGCCUCGGUGGUGCAGCAGGAAGAGUUUCCAGGCUGAUCCCGACGCUCCGAACCAGCCGAAGUGACUCUGCUGUGCAGGUUUAACAGGCACACAGCGAGUGUGUGGAGUGUGUGUGGAGUGUGUGUGGAGUGUGUGUGGAGUGUGAAACAGGAUCAGCUGCUCCCACAGAAACUGUCCAAAGAUAAUAAAAUGUUCAGAAGCAAACCUGUACACUUGUCUAGUUGUCUUGUUUUUUUGUUUUUCUCCUUUUCUAAUUUUCUGUAGUUAUGUCACUUAUAAAUAUGGAUUUCAUUUAAUGUUGCUGUAAUCUGUUUACCUUCUAUUUUUUUUUAUUGUUCCAUUUAGAUUUUAAUUGUUAUCUGUGGCAGAUUAGCAUCCGCUGCAGACGCUGACAUAUCUGCACUGUCUGGCUGGUUUCAGUUUGUCAGUUUGUUCACUGUAUCAGUCCUGUUAUAUCAACCAUAAAUACAAUAAAUAUUUCCACAGUAUACCAAAUAAUAAACAGUAACAGUGUUGGACAGAUACACAUCUUGCUUUUUGGAACUGAUAUCAUAAAUACCUAUAGCCUGACGAUGAUGAUGAUGAUGAUGAUGAUGAUAUUGGUGCAUUGUUGCUGCAUAUUAAGAUCGCAUUAAUAAUGCCGAGUGCAGCUUGGUGUUGAAGUAAAGAUCACGUGUGUCUGUAUCAUGAACACAACUCCCUCAUGCUGCUGCUCAACAACCAAUGAACUGCCUGCAGUGAAUAAAAAAAAAUAAAAACUCUGC
Molecule: messenger RNA, 2345 nt
Organism: Myripristis murdjan (pinecone soldierfish)
Lineage: Eukaryota; Metazoa; Chordata; Actinopteri; Holocentriformes; Holocentridae
Gene: c4h19orf25
Product: chromosome 4 C19orf25 homolog
Exons: 3
Coding region: 212-535 (107 amino acids)
Source: RefSeq, a predicted model, not a curated record